UCCUGACUAAGCUUCUUUUGUCUGAUUGAUCCAGAGAAGCAAAAGAAAAGAAAAGGCGAGGAAAGAAAAGAAAAAGUAAAUGCAAUCCAUGCACCAAAGUGGGCAAUGACAGAAUGUCAGAAAAUCCACAUAUCGAGCACCAGCAGAUCUGAGGUCAAUCGUCAGGUAUCAUCUCAUUCUACCAAGAAAAAAACCUGGAUAAAGAAAAGGUCGAUUCGUGGGAAUGGACUGGUGGUGAUUGCAGCGCACUGGUUGGAUGCAAUGGUAGUUGGCUGGGCUGGUGAGGAGAAGAGAUAUUAUGGUCUACGCUCGCCGACGAAAAGGAUUGAUCCUCGUAUGAAGAAGGGAUCGCACACAUCUCUGAACAGAAAGUUUUGUGUAAGGCAUCAAGAACUAAGGAAAUGAAGGUGUUUCCGAUGGAAGGCCAUUGAUCGAGCAAAUGGGCUCAUGGCUCGGCUUGAUGAUGGCAAUAUUGCAGCUAUUAAGCUUUUCAGUUGGACGA
This is a messenger RNA of Aspergillus uvarum CBS 121591, 502 nucleotides long. RefSeq lists its product as uncharacterized. Bases 106 to 405 code for a protein of 99 amino acids. The record is from RefSeq and is a predicted model, not a curated record. The transcript has a single exon. Lineage: Eukaryota; Fungi; Ascomycota; Eurotiomycetes; Eurotiales; Aspergillaceae.